CGUUUGAUUUCAUUGUACAAUGUAUUUCAUUUAACCUUUUUCUGUUAGACGAGCUUUAAAUACCUAAAAUAUACAUUUUGCUUCACAAAUACUUAAAAUAAAUUAUGUAACUAUAAUUUGUUGGCUUUGUAUUGGAUUAGAAUGUCCGCUGCUGAGACAAAACAUGAAGAAAAGGAAGAAGGUCGUAACACUGCUUCUCCUCCAGUGUCCGGGCGACCAACUAAGACCCUUUUUUCUCUAAUGGAAGACGAGGCUGGAGGGGCUACACCCGAGCCUUCCUAUCUAGCGGACUACAACCAAGAAUUCGUGUACAAUGAGAUAAGCCCCAAAGAUUAUAAUAGCUCGAACUUCCCGAGUCUUAUGUCGCACCUUGGUCCAAAAGCCAAACAUAGAACAAUAAGUAAUUUAAAGAAGAGACAGGAUCAGCAAACGCUUCCUACGGAAGAUGAACACGGCGAUGGAAAAGGAAAACCAAAACGACAUAAACAGAAACUUACAUUUAUGGAAGAGAUGAGACGCCGUAACGAAGCACGAUGGAUGCGCAUAGAGGCCGUGGCCAAAGAGAAAAUGGACUAUUAUGAAAGAUAUGUGUCCGACAUGACCUUGAAAAUAAAACAACAAAGAACAAAGAUAAAUCAAAGAGCUGAGCAACUUUUAAAGUCACUUGAAAAGCAAGAAGCGCAGAAAAGGGAAGACAGGCUCUUUGACUCCCCGUACGGACGGAUGUGGCGCCACCACAGAUCAAUGCAACGACGGGCGUAUAGCCUUGAACCAAUGCCACAGAAAAUAUCUUAAUAUGCACCCUUUCAAACGCUACACAAAUCGCAAGAAGCCAAAGACUGAUGAUCAGACAACUACAAAAACAACUUCACACCUCUACAGUAUAAAAAAUUGGGGGGAAAAACGAUGGGAAAAAUAUAUUAGGUUUCUUUAAAAACUUUGCACUUGUCGUUGAAGAAAAAUUUAUGCUGAUAUUGUGAAAAUGUUUUGUUUUAUAUUGAAAAUAAAUGCCAACCAGUCGAACAGAAGA
This is a messenger RNA of Mercenaria mercenaria, 1030 nucleotides long. RefSeq lists its product as uncharacterized. The record is from RefSeq and is a predicted model, not a curated record. Bases 142 to 795 code for a protein of 217 amino acids. The transcript is spliced from 6 exons. Lineage: Eukaryota; Metazoa; Mollusca; Bivalvia; Venerida; Veneridae.